UAAUUAUAGUAGGAGGACUAAUGCCUUAAUUUAUUUUUUUUUCUUUCAAUGGCGCUUCCCUCCACGGCUCCAUUUCAUCCCGAACUAAAAUUCCCUCCCUUUGCUGGAUUUUUUUUGGCUCUCUCUUACCGUCCCCCACGAUGCCACGCCGAAACCCUCAAACCCUCUCCCCCGCGCCACCAAAGCCUCUUUUCGUUUCCGAUUGAAUCUCCAUCUCCGGGAAGCAAUCGAUCUCUCGAUUCGGAUCGUUUACACUCAUGUCCGGCUCGCGAACUCCUGCCACAGUGGCGGCGCCGCCACUUGCUCCGCCGGCUGCUAAUGGAGUAGCAGGAACCCAGAUCCCCAGGCCAACCAGGCGCCACCUGGCCUUCGCUUCUAUGAAGCCGCCGUUUGUGCCUCCGGAUGACUAUCACCAGUUCUCCACUCCAGGCUCUGAUGCUGGGCUCUCAACGGAAAAUGGUCACCGGGCGGAAGCUAUUAUUUUCAAGUCCCCCGCAUUCAAGCGAAAGGGUAGAGUGGGUUCUUGUGAAGCUGAGUCUUGUGAAUGGAGUUCUAGUCCCAGGUGCAUUGAUAUGGUCAACAGCCCCCUCCGAACACCUGUAUCUGUAAAAGAUGAAAAAGCCUGCGCAAGGCCAAAAGCCACAAAGAAUUAUAGGUCUCGAUCAGCAACUCCCGUGUCCAAUGCAGGUUGUCCUUCCCCUCUGACUCCUGCAAACUGCCGCUAUGACAACUCCUUAGGACUUCUAACAAAAAAAUUCAUCAACUUGAUCAAGGAUGCCGAAGAUGGUGUUAUUGAUCUUAACAAAGCUGCUGACUCUUUGGAGGUGCAAAAGAGACGUAUAUAUGAUAUAACAAAUGUUCUUGAGGGAAUUGGUUUGAUUGAAAAGAAGCUCAAGAACAUAAUAAAAUGGAAGGGAGUUGAACCUUCUGGACCUGAAGAUGUAGAUUCUGAUGCCUCAAUUUUACGGGCAGAAGUUCAUAACCUUUCCAUGGAAGAACAAAGGCUGGAUGAACGUAUAAGAGAAAUGCAGGAAAAGCUAAGGGGCUUAAGCGAAAAUGAAAAAUAUAAAAGAUGGCUAUUUGUAACUGAAGAGGAUAUAAAAACUCUGCCUUGCUUUCAGAGUGAAACAUUGAUAGCAAUUAAAGCUCCACAUGGGACCACUUUGGAAGUCCCAGAGCCUGAUGAGGCAGUAGAUUACCCCAGGAGGAGAUACAGAAUAAUUCUCAGAAGCACAAUGGGCCCUAUUGAUGUUUACCUUGUCAGUCAAUUUGAGGAGAAAUUUGAGGAGAUGACUGGUGUUGAAGUUGAACCAUCAAUGAGUGUCCCAGUUGCUUCAAGUUCUAGCUCAAAUGAUAAUAUCUCAGUGGAUUUAUCAGCUAUGACCAAUAGUCUGCCAGAUAUUGGAUCACAAACACAUGAUGAUAGCCAAAUAAGCUGUGAUCUUGGUGCUUCACAGGAAUUCAAUGGAGGAAUGACAAAAAUUGUCCCUUCUGAUGCUGACAACGAGGAAGCAGAUUAUUGGCUCCUCUCAGAUGCUGAUGUUAGCUUGACUGAUAUGUGGAAGACAGAUGGUUCCAUCGAUUGGGGUGUGGAGAGUAUGCUUCAUGAAUUUGGAAUAUCUGAGAUAGCUACACCACGGCCAGAUACUCCAUCCGUUGCUGCUCAUGUACCUACUGCUGUAAAUUUGGCACCAAGAUGAAUAGAUAGAUAUACGGUAGCCUGAGAUCGCCUGAUUUCCAGGCAACUUCAUCAGGUGCUAGUUUGUGGGACCUGCUUCACGUCAUCGCUAAAUUUGAUUGGCUUUGGUUCUUUAAGAAACUAGGCUUGGUAAUACUUCCAUACAAUUGGAACCACAAUGAGGAGCACACAAACAAGAGCAAUUGUGUCAAGAACCAAGAAACUACUCAGCCCGUCGCGACUCGCGAUUACAGAGGUAAAUUACUAAAUUGCUGUCAUUUGUAGGGUGGGGAUAUUGGCAGCAUUUUAUUUGAGGAAAAAAAAUAUUGUUUUUGAUGUGAUUGUUUAUCUGUGAAGUUUAAAGUUAUUUCAUUUCUUUGUACAACUUGUUUUCUUCUCAAACGGAUGAAUCUCCUCAUUAGUUUGCUGGAGAGUUUUAUGAAAUAUAUGGCUUAUAGCAAA
Molecule: messenger RNA, 2140 nt
Organism: Cuscuta campestris
Lineage: Eukaryota; Viridiplantae; Streptophyta; Magnoliopsida; Solanales; Convolvulaceae
Source: the annotation of a GenBank genome assembly